This is a messenger RNA of Perkinsus marinus ATCC 50983, 987 nucleotides long. Its product is annotated as WD-repeat protein, putative. Gene Ontology annotation, cellular component: nucleolus. Gene Ontology annotation, molecular function: protein binding. NCBI's taxonomy places the organism in Eukaryota, Perkinsozoa, Perkinsida, Perkinsidae. Gene Ontology annotation, biological process: ribosomal large subunit assembly. The coding region runs from base 1 to 987 and encodes 328 amino acids. The record is from RefSeq and is a predicted model, not a curated record. The transcript has 10 exons.
AUGGAAAUCAGGUUCGAGGUUGGCAACAGGGUCGGGGGACUGCACUGUGAGGUUGUGGGACCUGUUCACGGAGACACCUGUACACACUUGCAAGAUGGGGCCAAGGGCCAGAAGUUAGGGACCCUGAAGGGCCAUACUGGUCCUAUCACAUGUGGUACUUGGCAACCCUUCCACCUGUUGGGUGAUGGACAGUUAGUGCCCAACAUCGCUGCUGGGUCGAAGGAUAUGAGCGUUAGAGUGUGGGAUGGUUCUAACUAUACUGUGAUGUAUGCGCUCACUUCUCACACAGCACCUGUGACGUGUCUACGGUGGACAGGAGAGGGCUACAUCAUAUCAGGCAGUCGUGAUAGAAUGUUGAAGGCCUGGUCGACUAAGGAUGGCCGUAUGCUGAGGGAGUUCAGGGGCCGCGCGCAUUGGCUUAAUACGGUGUGCUGCAAUACGGACUAUGUGACGUUGAAGACCGGGUGCUUUGGUGAGAAGGACCAGCCAGCGACGACCGAGACUGCCGUGGCUGAGCUCAAGGAGAGGGCCUUACAGAGGCGGGCUCUGUAUAAUAAGAUGAUCCAGCGAACAGGAGGAGUGGGUGAGAGGAUUCUCUCUGGCAGUGACGAUUUCACAAUGUUCCUGUGGAGUAUGGACAGAUCACGCGUGGAUCAGGAUCCGCAUACCGGCCCAGAUGGGCGCAUGAUCGCUAGCGCUAGCUUUGACAAGUCUGUACGUUUCUGGGACGGGGUCACUGGAAAGUUCAUCUGCGCCCUACGUGGUCACGUGGCUGACGUGUAUAUGGUGUCGUGGUCAGCUGAUAGUUGUGUGCUUGUCUCUGGGUCUAAGGAUUCCACUGUGAAGGUUUGGGAUGCCGUUGAGCGUAAGUUGAAGGAAGACUUGCCCGGCCAUGCAGAUGAGGUCUUCGCUGUUAAUUGGAGUGGUGACGGCGCACGAGUAGUCAGUGCUGGUCGCGAUAAAGUUGUUAAAAUAUGGAAGCAUUGA